AGAGUAAACAGGUGAUCUAACCGCGUAAGGCAUAUGCCGUCAUUCUAUCAAUAGAUGGAAGAUAUCGUAUAAAAGAGCGGCCUAAACUGCAAUUCUACGCUUCCUAUCUGGCCUAAGGUUCGACUCGACUCAUUUUUAGGUCCCUCUGCGUAUUAUUCGAGCAGCUGGCCACUAGCGAGUGAUCAAGAAUGGAGUUGGACGUCCUCCCCAUUCCGCUAACAUGGAUUCUGCUGGCCUUGUUACCUGUACUCUUCUACGUGUACUGCAUACGGCCCCAUCAGGUGUUAAAGAAGAUGGGAGUUCCACACCCAAAGCCACUGCCAGCCGUGGGAAACAUGCUGGACAUGAUGAAAAAUGGAAUGUGGAAUCCUGAUGCGCAGGUUGAAAGAAUCGAGAAGUGGGGCACUGUAUAUGGAGUCUACCUGGGAAUGAACCCGUAUGUCAUAAUCUCAGACCCUGAAAUGGUGAGAGAAGUCUUCGUCAAGCAGUUUCCCAAGUUUAUCAACCGAGCCCCUGAGAGGCUGAACCUGGAAGUGAAGCCACAGUGUCGCAUGAUGACUGCUCUGGUCGACGAUGAGUGGAAGAACAUGAGGAGUACUGUCAGUCCUGCAUUUAGUGGAGGCAAACUCAAACAGAUGGCAGAAGCCAUGAACACCUGUGCCAACAUGCUGGUAGAAAAUAUCGGCAAGUUCGCUGAGAAGGAAGAGUCCUUUGACACCAAGGAUUUGACUGCAGGAUUCACCACAGACACCAUUGCCCGCACCGCAUUUGGUCUGGAGGUGGAUUCUCAGCGGAACCCGGAGGAUCCUUUCGUCCGAUACACGAGGGAGCCGUUUGCCACCGUGUUUAAGGAUCCAUUGUUCUGGCUCUUCUUUAUGUUCCCCGGCAUCAUGAAGCCCAUUUUGGAGAGGUUCAACUACGGUUUCCUGAACAAAAAUGUCGCUGAGUUCUUCUACAACGUGGUUGACCAGGUCAUGGGGAUGAGGAAAACUGAAGGUGGAGCACAAGGACGUGUGGACUUCAUGCAACUGAUGAUGAACGCUCACAAAGAUGAAGACGAUGACAACAAGGCAGAAGGGAUUCAGGUGCAAGGAGUGAAGAAACCUCUCAGCAGGGAUGACGUUGUUGCGAAUGGCUUCCUGUUUUUCAUCGCGGGCUAUGAGACCACGGCCACCACCAUGGCAUUCACGCUGUACAACCUGGCCUUACACCCGGAGGUACAGGACAGGGCCAGGGAAGAAGUCUGCCAAGUCAUGGAGGACAGGGACCUGGUUGACUAUGAGGCUGUCCACAAGAUGCCGUACCUGGACAUGUGCAUCAGUGAGACCCUCCGAAUGUACGCUCCUGCUGCAAGUAUUGUGCGUGUGACCAAUGAUGAGGUGAAGAUGAAAUGGCUGACUAUCCCAAAGGGCUUCAACGUGAUGAUUCCUAUUCUCGGGAUCCAUUACGACCCAAAACGCUGGCCGGAACCAAAGAAGUUCAUCCCAGAGAGGUUCACUAAGGAGGAGAAGGAGAAGAGGGACCCGUUUGAUUGGCUCCCGUUCGGAGCCGGACCGAGGAACUGUAUUGGGAUGAGACUGGCCCUGAUGGAGCUGAAGGUGGGACUCGCCAAGAUCCUGAUGAAGUACCGCAUCGUCACUGGACCUGAUACUGAUAUCCCGUUGGUGAUCCAGAAGAAGAAGCAGUUCCCCACCCCGGAGAAUGGGAUUAAGCUGAGGGCAGAGCUGCUGCAGGAUUAGUCUCAGUAUCAUUCCACACCAAAAGGCUUUAAGCCUGGUUACCAGUUUCCAUGGGCUGGCUUAGGAUAGUAUCCACCAGACUCCUUUGCAGGCUGAAUAAAUAGUAGAAAUCGGCCUAAGAAGAAUGUAGCUGACCAGGGGAGUUGGUAGAGGGUCAAGCUGGACCCUCUAUUUAUUCAGCCUGCCAAGUAGUCUGGUGGAGACAAGGCUUGGGACUAGUUAGUAUGUGAGUGAUAUAGCUAGUGGUUACCACUCUCUAUGGGGUGGCUUGGGUGUUACAUGUCUUUUUUUCUGGAAGCCAAUCUUUUCAAUCAGCUUUUCUGAUUAUCUAUUAAGAGAUUCUAAUUUGUAACACUGUGACAGUGAUAAGCUAUGCACAAUUACUUUUGAU
Messenger RNA from Branchiostoma belcheri (Belcher's lancelet), 2130 nucleotides. Its product is annotated as cytochrome P450 3A41-like. The transcript has 14 exons. Lineage: Eukaryota; Metazoa; Chordata; Leptocardii; Amphioxiformes; Branchiostomatidae. The coding region runs from base 189 to 1739 and encodes 516 amino acids. Gene Ontology annotation, molecular function: steroid hydroxylase activity; heme binding; iron ion binding. The record is from RefSeq and is a predicted model, not a curated record.